UAUUGCAGAACUCUGGAACCGCUUGCCUUCAACUCUGUCCUGGUUUCCCGUACGCUCACCAAGCACCUCUACCUGAAAUUAUCACACGCUUGCAAAUUAGUUGACUGUUUCUGCCUCCACUUCCUUGUGUGUUGUGUUGAAACCUCGUUGUUCAUAGAUGCUUUAGUAACAAUGUCGGGCAGGUUUCUUAAGAGAAGAAUGUGCUUGGCGCAAACACAAACGAGAACGUUGGCACCCUCCACAUGAUGGUGAUGGCAGCAGCAGCUCCUCCUUUCGCGAGAAAAGGUCUCAUUAAUUAAGCAGCAGCCUCCAUCCUCGCACUCAUUGCACCUUUCACUUGGCUUCCCGUCAAUGCUUUAUGAUUCUGUGUUUUUUCCUCUUCGGCUUCCUCUGUUAUCAGCACUUGUUUCCUGCGUGUGAAGCAGCCACACAGGAGUGGCCACCGCACCGAGUUCCCAAUAUUGAUUGCCACUGACUUGUUUUGCCUGGUGACCGAAAUGCUCGGAGCUUACAUUGGUGAUCUCCCAAUUUUCCCAUCUUACUUUCCCCAGGAAUAACAACUCUUCACAUGUUUUGUUUCUGACCCUCCAUCCGGAGCAGGCGCCUUUCCGGAGCAAUGAAGGAUUGUAUCAUGGAAACAGUCACUCAAAUUCAUGGCAGAAGAGGAUGGUGGUGAAUAUGAAAGAAAGGUUAACUGAAAUGGAAUAAUAUACAGCCUGGACAGGAGAAGUAUGUCAAUCUAUGGGGGAAAAGUUGCUGCUGGAACAUUCCUUUUCAUCUUUGUGUUGUCUUUCACAUCAUAUUAUUGGAAGAGAAACACAAUAGAGUACGACAACAGAGAAAACAAUCCACCAAAACUGUAUGACUGCUUUCAUAGAGGUCAGCCUACCAGAGACACCAUCACGAGGCUCACAGAUAACCACAGCUUUAUCAUAGACCCGUAUUUCGACAACAGGACUGGGUCGCUGAUCCGUGCCAUUAGCAUCAUUCACUUUGAAAAAGUCAAAGAACUUUCUUGCGUCUUCUGCUGCCAAAGUGGAAGCAAGAUCCCCAUUGUGACGGCUGAGAUAGACUUCCACACAGACCGGUUUGAUUUCCCUUACGCGACGGCGGACGUGCUCUGUUUGGAACCGCAGAACUGUUCUCCGAAAUACAUGUCGAUUCUUCCCUCCCACGACCUGGAUUUUGCCCAGCUGCCGAUGUUCGAGAUCAAAAACCGCCACUCCGGGGAGCCUUUGCUCGGAUUCACGGUGUGCAUCUCGACAAUGUUCGGAGGCUUCAACAACGUUUUGCAGUUUGUGCAGUCGGUGGAAAUGUACAAAAUACUCGGUGCACAGAAAGUGGUCGUGUAUAAGAACAAAUGCAGCCGGUUGAUGGAGCGAGUCUUAGAACAUUAUGUCUCCGAAGGGGUGGUUGAAAUUAUCCACUGGCCCAUCGAUACGUACCUUCGGGCUUCGUCUUAUUGGCAUCACUCCAUGGAUCCCCAAGACAUUGGCUACUAUGGGCAAAUUGCCACCUUGAACGACUGCGUCUACCAUAAUAUGUACAGAAGUAAAUAUGUGCUGCUAAUUGAUACGGAUGAAAUUAUUCUCCCACUCAAAGAUGCAGAUUGGAAAUCUCUAAUGGAAAGGCUUGAAAGGGAUAAUCCAGGCGCCGGGGUGUUCCUGUUUGAAAAUCAUGUCUUCCGGAACAACGUCUUCGCUGAUACAUUGCCAUUCAACUUCUCUUCUUGGAGAAGUGUUCCUGGCGUGAACAUAUUUCAGCACACCUUCAAAGAGCCCAACAGGAAAGGGGAGUUUAAUAACAGGAAGAUGGUUGUUCGGCCAGAGAGGGUCGUUCAGACCUCUGUCCAUUCGGUGCUCAAGAUGUACGGAGUUGAUCCUGUGGCAGUUCCCAGCGAUGUCGCCAUUCUCUAUCACUGCAGGAGGCCUGAACGUGCGGAUGUGUCCAAGGAGGCCCUGAUCCAAGACCUAGUGAUUUGGAAAUACAAUGCUUCUCUGAUUGCAAAUGUGGACCGAGUCCUGCACAAAUGCAAUUGUUUGUAGGAAAAGAGGUUCCGCUUAAACAAAAAGAAUAACUUUGUGAAGGUAAGAGCCGUUCGGCAGUGGAAUAUGCUGCCUUGGAUUAUCGUGGAGUCUUCUUCUUUGGAUGUUUUGAAGCAGAUGUUGGAGGGCCAUCUGUUGGGAGGGCUUUGAUUGUGUCUUCCUUUGGUGCAGAAUGGGUUGGAUUAGAUGGGUCCUUGGGGUCUCUUCCAACUCAAUGGACCCUUCCAGACUGGCCCUAUAUCCCAGGAUCUGAUCCCA
This is a messenger RNA of Anolis sagrei ordinatus, 2303 nucleotides long. Its product is annotated as beta-1,4-galactosyltransferase galt-1-like. Gene Ontology annotation, molecular function: glycosyltransferase activity. Gene Ontology annotation, cellular component: cytoplasm. NCBI's taxonomy places the organism in Eukaryota, Metazoa, Chordata, Lepidosauria, Squamata, Anolidae. The record is from RefSeq and is a predicted model, not a curated record.